Camellia sinensis is the source of this 1643-nucleotide messenger RNA. RefSeq names its product WUSCHEL-related homeobox 1. The record is from RefSeq and is a predicted model, not a curated record. Lineage: Eukaryota; Viridiplantae; Streptophyta; Magnoliopsida; Ericales; Theaceae. Gene Ontology annotation, biological process: plant organ development. Gene Ontology annotation, molecular function: DNA-binding transcription factor activity; DNA binding.
UAAUAUUUGAUUAAAUUAUGAUCAAAUUAAUUUUCUUUCUGUAGAUAAUUUUUUUAAUGUAUUUUGCAAAAUAAAUAAUUUAAAUUAUCGAAAUAGACACAAUAUGAAUCCACAAUAAACAAAAUGCACUAUGUUAUUCAAAUAAAUGCACUACUAAUAAAAUAAAAAUACUAUUCGGUAUGCAACGAGAAAAUUAUUAAAUAGUCAUGAAAUAUUACGUGACAUUUCUACAUCUUACUCUCUUAAAUAAAGAAUUGAAAAAAAAUACAUUAGUGGGUGAAUAAUAAUCCGUUAAUUCAUUGUCAGUCAACUAACUAAUCAACAUUAUGUCCCUUAUAAAGUUUUUCUACUAGGCUGUUACAGCAUCACAUAAUAUAUGAUACUCGGAACUACUGCUAUAUAAUUAUCCACUUAUAUAAGCUAUACAUGUUUGCAGCUUUCAACAUUCAACUAACUACAUACAAGCACAAUGUGGAUGAUUGGAUACAAUAAGAAUAAGAAUAAUAGGGAACUAAUUAGCAUCCCGGAACCAGUUUCAUUCAAUGGCGGGAACCACCGGCCUUUGAUUCCAUGGCCUUGUCCAUGCCCAGAAGUUGAACAAAGCAAGAGAGAGUGGAAGUGGUUGAAUAGACAAGAAGUCAGUGUAGUAAGCUCAAGAUGGAACCCAACACCAGAACAGUUGGAGGCACUGGAAGAAUUGUAUCGGCGUGGGAUUCGAACACCUUCUGCUGAUCAAAUUCAUCAUAUUACCGCACAGCUUCGCCAAUAUGGCAAGAUUGAAGGCAAGAAUGUUUUCUAUUGGUUCCAAAAUCACAAGGCUAGAGAUCGUUAUCACAAACGCCGCCGUCAAGUUGAAUCAGCCUCUCAUCAAGAAUACUGCGAUAUCGAAGCCACAGAAAAGGAAGAAUCAGAAGCAAGUAGGAGGACAGGUUUUGAACAGAUCAAGAACUGGGCAUUCCCUAUAAACUGCAGUACAUUUGCAGAGAAAAAUGCUUCAACAAUACAAGGGGGGCAAGCAAAAACAGCAGUAGAAGAAUGUAUAACAGAUCAUAGAUGGGUACAGUUGUACGAGGGAGGAAAAUUAUCACAUCAGAGAAGGAACCUUUGCAGAAGCAGAAUUGACCUAUGUCAAUGUGGCAGCAAAAUGAUGCAGCCUUCAUCUUGCUCACCUCUACCAACCCACCUCAUAAACAACACCAAUACUAAUACUAGUAUUACUAUGGACCCAGCAAAGCUCAAAAAGAGUACUCAUCAUAAUCAUCAGGACCUCAAAAUGUUCAUAGCACCUGCCACUCCCAGGGAUGAUCAAACCCUCCAACUGUUUCCCCGUCGGAGCAACAUCACUGAGAAGGACGAGACUGCAGAGAUUUCUCUCGCUGCCAUGAACCCCGACUUCACUCCAUACCAGUUCUUCGAGUUCCUUCCAUUAAAGAAUUAAGCUGAAUUGAGAGAGAAGCAGUAGUAAAAAAUGAGUGAUCUUUAUUCACUUUGGAUAAUUGUUUAAUUAUUAUAUGUAAAAUGAUGGGUUGUGUUGUGUUUAGAUUUUGUAUUGCUGUCGGAAACUAGCUAAGGGAUGUUUUUUAAUGACGAUUUAAGGUUUUUUUGGAAGCCUUAGGUUGAAUAUUAAAAUAAAGUUUUGUUUA